CCUUUGGAUCCAAAACGAUAAAAUUGGUGUGUUGCAGCUACAGAAUCCAUCAUCAAGCUGCUUGAUUCUGGCCUCUGCACGUGCCCGUCUAGCCAGAUCACAUCGAGCUAGCCCUUGCAUCGUGUUGCAACGGUCGACUGUCGACACACUCCUACAAGGCUACAACUCGCCGGAAAGUACACGGCGGACAGCGGGGAGAUGGCUGCUGACAUCGGCGGCGACGAUCCUUUCCGCCUCCUCCCCGACGACCUCCUCCGCCACGUGCUAUCCUUUCUCCCCAACGACGACGCCCUGCAGACCUGCGUGCUCGACACCCGGUGGCGCGACCUCUGGAGGCGCGCGACCAGCCUGGACUUCACCUUCUACGACGGCAGGUCAGACAUCGAGAAGUCCAGGCGUUUCAAGCAGAUUGUGAAGCUGAUAAUCUGCCUCCGCGGAAACUCGCCCCUCGUGAAGUGCGAGAUGGGCUCCUUCGGUCACGAGGAAGACGCCGAGCCGUUGUUGGCCGAGUACGCCCUAACGUGCCAGGUCGAGGAGCUCAUAGUCAUAUCAAGCAAUUACCCGAAUCCAACACGCUACGAUGCCCCGUUCAUCUCCCGGCACCUGAAGAUCCUAGAGUUUUGCAAUGUUUACCUCCAGGGCUGCUCGCUGGAUUUCUCGAGCUGUCCGGUGUUGGAGGAUCUGGCGCUGGAGCACUGCUGCAUUCAUGCACCCAGCAUAGUGUCCAAAUCGUUAAAACGUCUGUGGAUCACCGGUGUCUGUACUUUCCCUCUCCAGUUCCGCAUCAGCAUUGUUGCCCCAGAUCUUAUCUCGCUGCAGCUUGAUCGUUUCAGUGGCCUGACCCCUUCCCUUGGGCACAUGCCAUUUCUAGUGUCGGCCUAUGUUGGGCUUCUCUAUGGAUGCCAAGAUUUCUGUACAAGGAAGGAGCAGAGCUGUCGCGAUCAUGAAUGUGGUUGUCAUGCUUAUCCUGCGGACCAGGGCCUGCUACUAAAUAGAUUGACCAAUGUUGCUAGUUUGGAAUUGAUAGCUAUGCAUAAAAUGUUUAUCUAUAGGUGGGACUUAGAACGAGGCCCCAUAUUUGGGAAAUUGAAGACCCUGCUACUCAAUGAUUGGUUUACGCCCAUUGACCUGGUUUGCAUCCUACGGCACUCUCCAAUUCUUGAGGUGCUUACUCUUCUGCUUGAUAAGACUAAGAACCACUUAAGAGCAACGGGAUCUCAAAAAUCAAUAGAACAACCAUUUGUGUGUGCACACCUUAAGGUUGUCAACAUUCAAUGUAUAAAGGUUGAUGAGGCAGUUCGCAAAAUUUUGAAGAUCUUAAAUACAUGUGGCGUAUUUCGUGACCGAAUUAGCAUAAAGGACACAUGUUUUGACUCACUCAGUUUCAGUUUCCAAAAGCAUCCGCACUACACCAACUGCCGCUCCGGUUGUUCCAGCUGCCACCCCAUUGGCGUCUCUUGAGAUAUAUGCUUGUCCGUGAUGUUGUUCUAAAGCCUUUCGUGUUUCUCUGAACAAGUUUAGAACAGUGGUCCUAUGUCAGAGUUUAUCAUUGUGUUAACUCAUUGCUUUUUU
Molecule: messenger RNA, 1572 nt
Organism: Lolium rigidum
Lineage: Eukaryota; Viridiplantae; Streptophyta; Magnoliopsida; Poales; Poaceae
Product: F-box/LRR-repeat protein At4g14096-like
Exons: 4
Coding region: 199-1461 (420 amino acids)
Molecular function (GO): protein binding
Source: RefSeq, a predicted model, not a curated record